Molecule: messenger RNA, 1570 nt
Organism: Pelmatolapia mariae (spotted tilapia)
Lineage: Eukaryota; Metazoa; Chordata; Actinopteri; Cichliformes; Cichlidae
Product: 26S proteasome non-ATPase regulatory subunit 14
Exons: 11
Coding region: 127-1059 (310 amino acids)
Biological process (GO): proteasome-mediated ubiquitin-dependent protein catabolic process; protein deubiquitination
Cellular component (GO): proteasome regulatory particle, lid subcomplex
Molecular function (GO): metallopeptidase activity; protein binding; proteasome binding
Source: RefSeq, a predicted model, not a curated record
UUACUCUGUGGAAAAAAGACGAUUCUGGCUGAUUCAUUGUAGCCGGGUGGUUUGUUUCGGCUACGACCAGAAAAACAAACUCUUCUGAAUACCACACAGGUCUGACAGCAGUUAACACAUCUCAGUAUGGACCGGCUGCUUAGGCUCGGAGGUGGAAUGCCAGGUCUUGGCCAGGGCCCCCCAACAGAUGCACCUGCUGUGGACACAGCAGAGCAGGUGUACAUCUCCUCCCUUGCCCUACUCAAGAUGUUGAAACAUGGGCGUGCUGGUGUACCCAUGGAGGUCAUGGGAUUGAUGCUGGGAGAAUUUGUUGAUGACUACACAGUGCGAGUGAUUGAUGUGUUUGCCAUGCCGCAGUCAGGAACAGGUGUGAGUGUCGAAGCAGUGGAUCCUGUGUUUCAGGCCAAGAUGUUGGACAUGCUAAAGCAGACCGGCAGACCAGAGAUGGUGGUGGGAUGGUACCACAGUCACCCUGGGUUUGGUUGUUGGUUAUCUGGUGUGGACAUCAACACACAGCAGAGCUUUGAGGCUCUGUCAGAGCGAGCUGUCGCAGUGGUCGUUGAUCCAAUUCAGAGCGUCAAAGGGAAGGUUGUUAUUGAUGCCUUCAGAUUGAUCAAUGCCAACAUGAUGGUGUUGGGUCAUGAACCAAGACAAACCACAUCCAACCUGGGUCAUCUGAACAAGCCUUCAAUCCAGGCCCUGAUUCACGGACUCAACAGACACUACUACUCCAUCACCAUCAAUUACAGGAAAAAUGAGCUGGAGCAGAAGAUGCUGCUGAACUUGCAUAAGAAGAGCUGGAUGGAGGGUCUGACCCUGCAGGACUACAGCGAGCACUGCAAGCACAAUGAGACCAUCGUCAAAGAAAUGCUGGAGCUGGCUAAGAACUACAAUAAGGCCGUUGAAGAAGAGGACAAAAUGACCCCCGAGCAGCUGGCAAUCAAGAAUGUUGGAAAACAGGAUCCCAAGAGGCACUUGGAGGAGCACGUAGAUGUUUUAAUGACAUCCAACAUUGUUCAGUGCCUAGCUGCCAUGUUGGAUACAGUAGUUUUCCAGUGAUUGGGCUGUGUGUGUGUAUAACUGUUAAUAUUACAACCCUUGUUUUCUUUUAUAUAAAAUAAAUGUAUGUAUGACAGUAAUUCCUGUGCUUGUGUCUGGACUGACUUGUAGUGAACUGAACUUGUUAACAGUUUCUGAGGGAAGUUGAACCACAGCAAAUGCACCACAGGGAGAAAUCUAGUUUAAUUAACGCAGGGCACUUGGAAAAGCUUAAUCCAAUACAAUUUUACAAAUAUGAGAACAGUAACCUGUCAGAUGAUGCGACGCAAAAAGUGCCCACUUGUGAAUAAGCAAAAACAUACCCGACUAUUUAUUGGAAAGAACCAGAAAUGUCAGAUUAGGUUUUAUAGUUGAUAUAAUCUAAUCAGAUAUAAUCAGAGAGCAACACAAUUAUCAUAAAUCCAGUAACUCCAAAAACAUUAAUAACCUCCGGCCUCUUCAAAAAUCUCAGCAUUCAUUGAACUCUACUGUCAAAAAUCCACCAGUCUCAAUUAGUAUGGCACUUUUAAAU